Tuber aestivum (summer truffle) is the source of this 979-nucleotide messenger RNA. The record is from the annotation of a GenBank genome assembly. Lineage: Eukaryota; Fungi; Ascomycota; Pezizomycetes; Pezizales; Tuberaceae.
AUGGGUGGAACAGUUGGCCCGUCAAUUCCUCCCCAUAUCCUGGCGAAGAGAAAGCUGGAUGAAGAUGAGGGGAAUAGCAGAGCACCAUCAGGAGUCGGACCGUCGAUGCCAGAUGAAUUAGACAUAAAAAAGAGACGGGCAGUAGGUCCUGUGCUGCCUCUAAUCGAUGAACGGCCAAGUUCGGGACCCGAAGAAGGUGAUGACGAGACCAGCAGCGACGAUGAUAUAGGGCCGGCCCUACCUCCGAGCUCUGCGUCAGCUGUAAGGAAGCCUCAUCUGUUUCUACCCAUUAAGGGCAUUAGCUAACCAGGCGCCAACCGGUGCACAGGAAGAGGUGGAAUUAGCAGCACGGAGGCGGUUGGCACAAUUCGCAGAAACAAAGGUUCAGGAUUCCGGCGGCGGAAAGGCGAAACGUGACGAAUGGAUGUUGGUUCCACCAAAGUCGGAGGAUUGGGCAACCAAAGUCGAUCCAACCAAGCUACGAAACCGAAAGUUUCAGACGGGAAAAGGAUCCAAAGCACCUCAGAAACCGGGAGGAGACAAUACACUCUGGACAGAAUCACCCGAGGAGAAGCGCAAGCGGUUAAAUGAUGAGGUGAUGGGUAUUAGGAAACCAGAAACCCAAACACAGGAAAAGGAGGGAAAGCACGGUGUCGGUGCGGCCGAGGCCGAGGAGACGACCCGAAGAAUCCGUGAAUACAAUGUAAUACCCCUUAUGCAUUGAUCCAACCUGGCACACAUCUAUCUGAUACUGAAUCGUUGCCUGCUGGGGUUUUAGGAGAAAAAUCGCUCCCAAACGCUCUACGAGGAGCAUAAAAAACUGGGACCUCGGGAAAAGGAGGACGACCCUAGCGCUCGCGCGUUUGAUCGUGAGAAGGACAUCGCCGGGGGUCGCAGAAUCGGUCACGCGCAAAAGAAGGAGAUGCUGAAUAGAGCAGCCGAAUUUGGAUCUCGCUUUUCUUCGGGAAGCUUCCUGUGA